AUGUCCGAAUCGGAAGAAUUUGUAGUUCUCUCUAGAGGGAAUGGCGAGAGCGACUCUGAUACGUGCUCGGCUGCGGCGGAGUUGGAAGAGUUCGUGAUUCUCUCCCGAAGCGAUGGCGACAGCGGUUCAGAUGCGUGCUCGACUGCCACAGAAUCGGAAGAUUCUCAAGCUCAGCCGCAAUAUGAGUACAAGUCGCUUCCAGUAGGAGAAUAUAUUCGAUACCUCAUCCUCGAGCCAGGGAAAGACCACGAACCUCUAGGCGGUCGUCUCUUAACGGAGCGCCUCGACGACGUCCCAGCAUUCGAUGCGAUAUCCUACACAUGGGGUUCCCACGAAAAGAUCGGCUACAUCGACUGUGACGGCAAGGUAAUCCAUCUCACAGCAAACUUGAGGGAUGCCUUACUGCGGGUCAGACUUCCGACGUGCUCGAGGGUUCUCUGGGCCGACCAAAUCUGCAUCAACCAGGAAGAUCCAGUUGAACGAGGUCAUCAAGUUGCUCUGAUGAGCAAGAUCUAUGGGAAGUCGAGAACCACCCUGAUCUGGUUGGGUCCGGACGAUAGCCAUGCCGAGGAGCUGCUCUCCUUGAUUGAUGAAGUCUACACUAUUCUUAACGCGCAGAUAGCGGAGUACGGAUCAUUCCGGAAUCUGCCGGUCUUACAGUCUACUCAUCCCAUCGCGAAUGACCCGAGGUGGCAUUUCCUUGCGACAAUGACCAACUUUGCAUGGUUCCGUCGUGUUUGGGUUGUGCAGGAAGCAGGCCUGGCCGAAGAUCCCCUAAUUCUGUACGGAAAGUACGCCUUCGAUUGGGAAAUGACGAUGACAGUACUUCGAUGGCUCAACCAACAGGCAAAUGUCAUCCUCGAGCGCUUUCAUUUUCGGCCCAAUCCUAUGCAUAUGGAGCGACUGCGUAUUUGGCCGAAUGGAGACGUGGGUAAUCAGAAUAUGCAGUUCUACGGAGGAGUGAGACGGUGGCCAUUCCUUCAAGUCCUGCAUUUUUCCCGGCAACUGAGAGCCUCAGACCCAAGAGACCAUGUGUAUGCCUUCUUGGGUCAUCCGUCUGCUCAGCAUCCCAAAAGUGGCAUACCGAUCAUCACUCCUGACUACACAAGAACUGUAUCGCAAGUCAACUUGGACUUCGCGCUGCAGUACCUCGAGUGGACGGAGGACUUGAAUUUAUUAUCGUACGUGCAGCAUGGAGAUGAUACCAGCUUAGAGAGGUCAGUCCCGUCUUGGGUCCCGCAGUGGCACUCGGCCCUGGGCAACGUAUUAGGACACGAUGGCCAGGACGUCUAUGUUGCAGGAUUACAAAGCCGAGCAUCUCCUCGAUUCAUCGAAAACAUCAGGGGUCUUAGAGUUGGCGCAGUGAUAUUUGACAUCAUCCAAUAUCAGUCAAGGGCUUUUACCGUGCAGGACAUCCAUCCGCCAGCGCACGAUAGGCCAGAACAUCCUGAAGCUAGCGAUUUCAAUCCAAUGAGAGACAUCUGGGAGCACCUUUCAAGACCCGGUUCAAGCUGCGCCUACGCUGAUAACGGCCGACUUCGAGCACUUGUUCAUACACUUGUUGCUGGAUUCACCAUGGAUACUCCGUCACAGGCCAAAGCCAAUGCUGCUACAUAUCUUCUACGCGUUCUCCCACAUAUCGAAGCGAGCCCAUACUACAUCUUGUCCGCGUUCAAAGAUGGUGCUAAAAGUGGAAAGGCGGAAGUAUACGAGAACGAUGCUUAUUAUCAAGGCCGUAAUCGAAAAUUCAUCGUUACGCGAAACGGGUCCUACGGUCUUGCGCCGCUCGUCGCGAGAGAAGGAGAUAUCUGCUGCGUCGUCUUUGGGGUAAGAAUGCCAUUCAUACUCAGAAGUGCCACCGAACCGGGACACUACAAGUUGGUUGGAGAGGCCUACAUACAUGGCACGAUGCAUGGACAAGUGGUGAAGAGGUGCGAGGAUGGAGAGCUGCAGGAAGAGGAUAUCACCUUGGUCUGA
Molecule: messenger RNA, 1977 nt
Organism: Coniosporium apollinis CBS 100218
Lineage: Eukaryota; Fungi; Ascomycota; Dothideomycetes
Exons: 1
Coding region: 1-1977 (658 amino acids)
Source: RefSeq, a predicted model, not a curated record